AAAAAAAUAACUGCCAAAAAAAAUAUAUCUCCCACUAAAAUAAAAAAAAAUAAUCCAACGAAAAUAAAUCAUCACUGCAUUAUUCCACAACAUAUAGUCUUAAAACUCAGCGGCAGCAGCAACGAAAAAAAUACAAAAUCAUUGUAAUCAACAGUAACAACAUCAGCAACAUCUGCAGCAGCAACAUCCAUUAUCAUCAUUGCCGUCAUCAUGCGUCGCAACGUCAAAUUGAUUGUAUUUGUUAGCGUUAUCUGGAUGUUUGUUUUGGUUUAUUAUUUUCAAACCAACACUGAAAAGGUGGAAAAUCGUGCAUUACGUUUACGUGAAGCUAUGCAACAAUAUCAGGAUGAGGUCAUACCCUCAUCAGCGACAGCCUCGAAGCAACAUCAACAACAACAGCUGCAUCCCCAACAGCUGCAGUCAUUACAGCAAGAGCCACAACAACAACAACAGCAGCAACAUCACUAUGCAGCAUCACAGAACUCAAAUAGAUUGCAUACAAGCAUCCUUCUAGAAGGCAGCGUUGAUCCUGGAGGAUUUAAGCCACGUGUUGGCAGUUUGGGUUUAAAUGCAUUGUCACCUCAAGAGGAAACAUCGCAUCAUGUUAUCAGCACUAGUGGUUUAGCAGUGGCAACUAAUGGCCUGGGUGGUGUUGGUGCGGGUGUUGGUGGUGGUAUUGGUGAGUGGGAGUAUUUCGAUGAGGCGGGCUAUAUACGUGGUGGUGCUUUGAGGACUGGUGAAGAUCCCUAUAUACGAAAUCGUUUCAAUCAAGAGGCUAGCGAUGCUUUGCCCAGUAAUCGGGAGAUACCCGAUACACGGCAUCCCAUGUGCCGUAAUAAAAACUAUCGCAAAGAUUUGCCAGAGACCACUGUCAUUAUUACAUUCCACAAUGAGGCCCGUUCAACGCUAUUGCGUACCAUAGUCAGUGUCCUCAAUCGCAGUCCAGAGCAUUUAAUACGUGAAAUUAUAUUGGUCGAUGAUUUCAGUGAUCACCCUGAGGAUGGCCAAGAGCUGGCUAAAAUCGAUAAAGUGCGUAUAAUACGCAAUGACAAACGCGAAGGUUUGGUGAGGUCGCGUGUACGUGGUGCAGAUGCUGCCGUUGCCGGUGUUUUAACAUUCCUCGAUAGUCAUGUCGAAUGCAAUGAACAGUGGCUGGAGCCAUUGCUGGAACGUGUACGAGAAGAUCCCACCCGUGUAGUGUGUCCCGUAAUCGAUGUAAUUAGUAUGGAUAAUUUCCAGUAUAUAGGAGCAUCGGCUGAUUUGCGUGGUGGUUUCGAUUGGAAUUUGAUUUUCAAAUGGGAAUACCUAAGUCCCACAGAGCGUACGACACGUCAACAUGAUCCCACCACCGCCAUACGCACGCCCAUGAUUGCGGGUGGCCUGUUUGUUAUCGACAAGGCCUACUUUAACAAAUUGGGCAAAUACGACAUGAAAAUGGAUGUGUGGGGUGGCGAGAAUUUAGAGAUUUCAUUUCGUGUUUGGCAAUGUGGUGGCAGUUUGGAGAUUAUACCAUGCAGUCGAGUGGGUCAUGUAUUCCGUAAGCGUCAUCCGUAUACAUUUCCGGGUGGUAGUGGCAAUGUGUUUGCACGCAAUACUCGUCGUGCCGCAGAAGUAUGGAUGGAUGAUUACAAACAGUACUACUAUGCCGCAGUGCCGUUGGCCAAGAAUAUAGCAUUUGGAAACAUUGACGACCGUUUAGCCCUUAAGGAGAAAUUACAGUGUAAACCAUUUAAAUGGUAUUUAGAGCAUGUUUAUCCUGAUUUACAAGUUCCUGAUUCAUAUGAGUUUGGUCAGUUUCGUCAAGGUGAUUUCUGUUUGGAUACCAUGGGAAAUUUGGCGGAUGGUACUGUUGGCCUUUUCCAAUGUCACAAUACGGGCGGCAAUCAAGAGUGGGCCUAUACCAAGCGACAGCAAAUAAAACAUGAUGAUCUCUGCUUAACACUGGUACAAUUUUCACGCGGUUCACAGGUGGUGAUGAAGCUCUGCGAUGAUUCGGAAAAUCAAAAAUGGAUAUUACGCGAAGGCGGUUUCAUACGUCAUCAUAAAUUAAAUGUUUGUCUCGAUGCAAGGGAUCACACAGAAAUCGGUGUAUCGGCACAACGUUGCAAUUCGGCGCUGGAAACCCAACGAUGGCUCUUCACCACAACAAAAGCGUGAAAGGCAACAACUAGUGGACGUGGUGGGGUGAUGGUGACAGUGCCAGCCAGCAGUUAUAACGGUGGCACUAAAGGAGGAGAUUUAAGUUUAAAAAACUGAAAAUAAGAAGACUUUAUAUUAUUUAAAACAAAAAAACAAAACAAAAAUUCCAAAAAAAAGAAAACAGCAACAUUAAAUUAAAAUGGAAAACAAUG
Messenger RNA from Calliphora vicina (urban bluebottle blowfly), 2351 nucleotides. RefSeq names its product polypeptide N-acetylgalactosaminyltransferase 2 (gene Pgant2). Gene Ontology annotation, molecular function: polypeptide N-acetylgalactosaminyltransferase activity. Gene Ontology annotation, biological process: protein O-linked glycosylation. The transcript has 7 exons. The record is from RefSeq and is a predicted model, not a curated record. Lineage: Eukaryota; Metazoa; Arthropoda; Insecta; Diptera; Calliphoridae. Gene Ontology annotation, cellular component: Golgi apparatus. Bases 211 to 2157 code for a protein of 648 amino acids.